ACACCCAUUCCUAAAGGACUAAGACACAGCUGUCUGGAGUGUGUGCGUUUUAUUUUUCAAUCAACAACAGAAUUCUAAGAUAUUUUGUCACACCUUGAAUCUGAACAAAAACCAAUGGCUUUCGAAUCUGGAUCAUUUUUUCCUGCAGACGAAAGGAUGAAUGCUUGGGCCACUGUCUUUGUCCUGUGUGCAGUGUGGCCCAGCGCUUUGUCCGUGACUCGGUACUCCAUAGCGGAGGAGAUGGAGAGGGGCUCUGUUGUGGCGAAUCUCGCGGCGGAUUUAGGACUCGAGCCCGGAGGUUUGGCACAACGAGAGGUAAAGCUCGACAUUUUCACUAACAAAAAAUAUCUCGAUUUUAACAAAAAGACAGGGGAGCUGUUCAUCGUGGAAAAGAUGGACAGGGAAUACCUUUGUCCGGCCAAGCCUACGUCCUGUUUUCUAAAGCUUGAUGUUGUCAUAGAGAGCCCCUUGCGCAUCUUUAACAUUGAACUUGGAAUAACGGACAUAAACGACAACGCUCCACAUUUUCGACGUGACAGGGUGGAGCUCGAUGUCUCAGAGUCGGCGGCGCCAGGAGAGAGAUUCUCCCUGCCCAAUGCCGUGGAUCCGGAUGUUGGCAUAAAUACAAUUAAAACAUACAAGCUCAGUGUCAGCGAGCAUUUCACCAUCGAAAUUCAGACGGGCAGUGAUGGAACUCAGUAUGUGGAUUUGGUGUUGACCAAGUCUUUAGACAGAGAGGAGAGCGCUGCCCAUCAGUUGAUACUGACUGCUGUAGACGGCGGGGUCCCCGUGCGCUCGGGCACUGCCAGUAUUAUUGUUAGAGUCCAGGACACAAACGACAAUCCCCCGCGGUUCGACAAGCAGACGUACACAAUUAACAUGACAGAGAACUCCCCGGUAGGAACCUCAGUGGUGAAGCUCAACGCCACAGAUCUUGACGAGGGUGUGAACUCAGAGGUUGUGUACUCGUUCACCCUUUACACGUCAGAGAAAACACAAGAUGUCUUUGCGCUGAAUCCGAACACGGGGGAAAUUACUGUGAAGGGGACUAUUGACUACGAAGAUAUGACAUUGUAUGAGAUGCACAUCGAGGCCAGAGACAAAGGGACGCAUCCCCUUCUGGAGCAGUGUAAAGUAGUCGUCCACGUGACGGAUAUGAAUGACAAUUAUCCAGACAUCACCAUACAGUCUGUUAAAAACACAGUGGGUGAGGACAUCCCAGUAGGAAGCGUCAUCGCUCUGGUCGGAAUAAGUGACAGAGACAGUGGGGAUAACGGAAAAGUGAGUUUAUCUAUACAUCAGCCCAUGCCCUUCAUUCUGAACAGGUCAUCAGAAAGCCCCAUGUAUUAUAAUCUCAUAGUGUCUGAGCCUUUGGACCGUGAAAUUCAACCAGAAUAUGACAUUACGCUGAUUGUGACAGAUUCAGGAAACCCGCCUUUAUCCGUUAAUGAAACAGUAACUUUGCAUCUGCUGGAUGUUAAUGACAAUGUUCCACAGUUCCCUCAGUCAUUUUAUACCAUACGUGUCAUGGAGAAUAAUGCACCUGGGGCCUUGCUCAGUUCACUGACGGCCUUUGACCCUGACCUCCAUGAAAACCAGUAUCUGGUUUAUUUCAUCCUAGAGAGGGAGAUAGCCAACACCUCCAUGUCCAUGCUGUUCUCCAUCAACCCAGAGAACGGGAAUCUUUACGCACUGAAAACUUUUGACUAUGAGAUCGAGAAGGAGUUUCAUUUCCACAUCGAGGCCAGAGACUCUGGCUCUCCUCCACUCAGCAGUAACGUGUCCGUCCACAUCAUUAUCGUGGACCAGAACGACAACGCUCCGGUUAUUGUGUCUCCGUGGCGCGCACACGGCUCGGUGGUGGAAGAGAAGAUCCCCAGAUCCACCGAUAAAGGUUCUCUGGUUGCCAAGGUGAUAGCUCUAGACACAGACUCGGUGCACAACUCUCGGAUUACCUACCAGUUUCUACAAGUGACUGACGCCACCUUGUUCAGUCUGGACCAGUACAACGGAGAGAUCCGGACUAUGAGGAUGUUCAGUUACAGAGAUCCGCGCCACCAGAGACUGGUUGUUGUUGCCAAGGACAACGGGGAGCCUGCUCUCUCUGCUACAGUCACCAUCAAGCUGUCCACAGUGGAGACUGCGGUGAAGGCCUACUCUGACAUGACUGAGGUGCCUCUAGAGUACGACAUCUUCUCAGACCUAAACCUGUACUUGGUGAUCGGUCUGGGCUCCGUGUCAUUCCUCCUGCUGAUCACCAUCUUGGUCACCAUCGUGCUCAAGUGUCAGAAACCCAAGCCCAGCAAAGCGGCUCCUCCCUGCAGGAACAGUGUGAUCAGUGAGAGGAACUCCACCAUCGCAGAUUCCACUCUGGUCUCCAACGAUGCCUACUGGUACAGUCUGUUUCUAGCAGAGACCAGGAAAGGAAAGAUGGUGGUCAGACAGCCUGUGCCAAAGGGCUCCAGAUACAUCGUGUCCAGUUUACCAAGAGGAACAGGACUGACAGACACUAGUGGGUCUGCGGCUUCUACUCUGCAGGUAGGAAUAAAAAACACACAUCACAAUUCACAUGUGGCGCUGUUCUGUUAG
Scophthalmus maximus (turbot) is the source of this 2589-nucleotide messenger RNA. RefSeq names its product protocadherin b (gene pcdh2a1). The transcript is spliced from 2 exons. Gene Ontology annotation, biological process: homophilic cell-cell adhesion. Gene Ontology annotation, cellular component: plasma membrane. The record is from RefSeq and is a predicted model, not a curated record. Gene Ontology annotation, molecular function: calcium ion binding. NCBI's taxonomy places the organism in Eukaryota, Metazoa, Chordata, Actinopteri, Pleuronectiformes, Scophthalmidae. Bases 115 to 2589 code for a protein of 824 amino acids.